This is a messenger RNA of Penicillium waksmanii, 1125 nucleotides long. RefSeq lists its product as uncharacterized. NCBI's taxonomy places the organism in Eukaryota, Fungi, Ascomycota, Eurotiomycetes, Eurotiales, Aspergillaceae. The record is from RefSeq and is a predicted model, not a curated record. Bases 1 to 1125 code for a protein of 374 amino acids. The transcript has a single exon.
AUGGAUACUGAAGACGGACCGCGCAAACACGGCAAGCGGCUCACGACCAAGGAAGAAGUCUCGCUAUUCGAGCUAUGUAAUCGACACGCGGGCACGUUCGGUAAACGCAGCGAUAUAUGUAACUGGUGGAAGACGAUUGCGGCCGAGUUCACGUUUGCGCAUGGUCGGCCUUAUUCGUGGCACUCUGUACGGAGGAAGGUUGAAAUUGUCACGAAGCAGAGGAUUAAGUUCCUCGAUGAGCAGCAGCAGAGACAGCGGGACUUUUCGGGUCCGAAUUUGGUGGAGGAUUUGAUGAAUCCGCAAUGGUGUGCUGUUCUUGAUGCUUGGAUUCCGAAUUGGCAGCGGUGGGAGGAAGCUGAGGCGAGGCGUAUUGCGAAGCGUGAUGAUAUGAUUAUGCGCAGGAGGUCUUCUAAGCCUGGGGAUGCUCAGUGGAGAUCUCCUGAUGAGCAUGGUAUACCAGUGGGAAGAGUUGGUGUUGCUUCACCGGCUACUCCCGAUGGAAUGGAUGUGGGUACGGGCCAUUCUUUCCAUGAUGAUAGUACUACUGUUGCCCAUGUCCCCGGUGAUGUGCUUCAGAUCUCCGAUUCCACUCCCACGCCUGCUCCUGUCGUUCCAGCCCAUACCUUCGAGACCCCUUCAGCGCCGGUCACAAAUGCCGUUAGGCUACCGCCUGGGUUUGAGAAUAUGUUCUCGAACCCCAUUCCCAUAAGCCAAGUUACACCUCCUGUGCCUGUCGCACCCAGCACUACACCGGCAGAUCCAUCUCCGAACAAUCGCAUGUUCGGCGCCGUGCUUGAAACACUUGGCAAGCUUAACAAGCAUCUCGACGCCGCUUCUGGGAAUGGCGGCGCCGACGUCCGAUCCUCGCCUGUAAUAUCGGCUCUAGUUCAGGCCGCAUCCGAGUCGAAUUCACAGGCCGCCUCCAUCCAGAGUUCUGAGCGUGAGAUACAGCAGUAUCCCGGGCCGUAUGAUAUCAGUCGGAUUAAAGAUGAGCUGCGACAGGAGCUACGAGCUGAGCUUCGACAUGAGAUGAAGCGUGACCGCGCGGCAAUGGAAGAAAAACUAGACUCUGUCCAACGGACGCAAGAGAUGAUUCUUGAGAUGUUGCGGCAGGAACCUGCUUGA